Messenger RNA from Mauremys reevesii (Reeves's turtle), 3522 nucleotides. RefSeq names its product cyclase associated actin cytoskeleton regulatory protein 2 (gene CAP2). The record is from RefSeq and is a predicted model, not a curated record. The transcript is spliced from 13 exons. Gene Ontology annotation, cellular component: cytoplasm. Lineage: Eukaryota; Metazoa; Chordata; Testudines; Geoemydidae. Gene Ontology annotation, molecular function: actin binding; adenylate cyclase binding. Gene Ontology annotation, biological process: cytoskeleton organization; regulation of adenylate cyclase activity; cell morphogenesis. Bases 238 to 1674 code for a protein of 478 amino acids.
CAGCUCUCGCUCCCUCUCCAUUUCCACACAGCCCCUCACCCCCUUUGCUGUCUUUCUCCAUCGCUCUCUUGCUGGACUUGGCUUUAUUGGGCGCUCCCGGAAGCCGCGGUGCGUGUCUCUCUGCCGGCCUGACUGACACCAGCUCCCCCGGAGGGGAGGAGAGGGGAGGGAGGAGGCGGCCGCGGCCAGGGAUUGUCCCCGCAGCGAGGACGCGAGCAGGGGGCUCCUCCAGCCAGAAUGGCGGAGACACAGGUGUUGAUGGAGAGGCUGGAAAAAGCUGUAAUUCGACUUGAAUCAUUGUUUUCAGAUUCACACAGUUCCAUUGGAAUGCAGUGUGGAGCUGUAAACGGCAUCAAUGGAGGUGUAGCACCGUACGUAGAAGCCUUUGACAGACUGUUAAAUGGGAGUGUGGCUGAGUUUCUCAGGAAUAGCAAGAUCCUUGAAGGUGAUGUGAAGAUACAUGCAGAAAUGGUACGUGCUGCUUUCCAAGCACAGAGAGCCUUCCUGUUGUUAGUGUCUCAAUAUCAAGAACCUCAAGAGAGUGAGAUGGCCGUGCUGCUCAAACCAAUAUCUGACAAGAUCCAGGAAAUCCAGACCUUCAGAGAGAGAAACCGAGGAAGUAAAAUGUUCAACCACCUUUCAGCUGUCAGCGAAAGCAUUCCUGCACUUGGGUGGAUAACAGUGUCUCCUAAACCAGGCCCUUAUGUCAAGGAGAUGAAUGAUGCUGCUACCUUUUAUACUAACAGGGUGUUAAAGGACUACAAAAACAGUGACUUACGUCAUGUUGAUUGGGUGAAAUCAUACUUGAACAUCUGGACUGAGCUUCAAGCUUACAUCAAAGAGCAUCAUACCACAGGCCUCACCUGGAGUAAAACCGGUCCAACUGCAUCAACAGCAUCUGUGUUGUCCACUCUAACAAGUGGGCAGUGCCUCCCACCACCCCCACCUCCACCGCUGCCCCCAGGACCUCCUCCUGUCUUUGAUACAGAAAGUGGAAAGGAUGAAGCAACCACGUCUCGCUCAGCCUUGUUUGCCCAGCUUAACCAGGGAGAAGCAAUUACCAAAGGGCUACGACAUGUCUCAGAUGACCAGAAGACCCAUAAGAAUCCCAAUCUACGUGCUCAGGGUCCGCCAGUUCGUUCUCCUACAAAAAGCCAUACUCCAAGCCCCACUUCUCCCAAAAAUUCUCCUCAGCAGAUUCAUUCUCCUUUGUUAGAACUAGAGGGGAAGAAAUGGAGAGUGGAAUACCAAGAGGAUAAGAACGACCUUGUUAUUACUGAUACUGAACUCAAGCAAGUGGCUUACAUUUUUAAAUGCAACAAAUCUACACUACAAAUGAAAGGAAAAAUAAAUUCCAUUACAAUUGACAACUGCAGAAAGUUUGGCCUUGUGUUUGACAACGUCGUGGGUAUCGUGGAAGUGAUCAAUUCCAGGGAUAUUCAGAUUCAGGUAAUGGGGAAAGUGCCAACCAUUUCGAUUAACAAGACAGAAGGCUGCCACAUAUACCUCAGUGAAGAUUCGUUAGACUGUGAGAUUGUGAGUGCCAAGUCAUCUGAAAUGAACAUUCUCAUCCCCCUAAAUGGAGAUUAUAAAGAAUUUCCUGUUCCUGAACAGUUCAAGACAGCAUGGGAUGGAUCUAAGCUGGUCACUGAACCUGCAGAGAUUGUAGGUUAACUUCCUAAUGCCAUACAGCACCUGCUGACCACAAUCUCAGACCAAGGUCAGCCUAAAUAAAACAGCAACAUAAAGAACUAGAAGUAACAGUAGCUCAUACUUUUGUAGUCGGUCUUCAAACAGCAGCUCUGUACACUAGAAACAAUGACAUGUCUGGCACGCUUUUAUUAGGCAUUCUGAUAUUUUUAAAGUUUCCACACAGUUUGCCUUCAUUUACGGUUUUGAUUCUACAUGAUGUCAUGUGAACAUAAGGGAUUAAAAAAAAAAAACUCCAUUCACAUUAUUGGCUAUUACACUGCACACAAUAAGCCAAAAAUAUUGCAUGAUAUACUUUGUUACAAUCAUGUUUCAGUGCAUUCCUUUUUACGUUUCUGCUAGUCAAAAAUAAUCUUAAAAACAGUUAAGAUGUUUAUUUUACCUUUUAGAUAAUUCAUGUAUGAUGUGGUGAACAUGUACCCCUAGGAAGUGUGUGAUUCUUGUAGUUCUGUUCUAAUCAUCAUGGGGGUUUUUAAGACGCAAAAGUACAAUUUUCAGCAAUACAUUUUGCCAGUGGAAUAUAAAAACAGGAUAUUUUAAUCAAACAUUUUUCUAAUAUGUAUAUGUAGAGUAUCCCUCAGCUUUCAGUUUACACAGACAUGUUGUAUCCCUUUUGGUUGUAAAUUAUUAAUCCUAAUAUCUUCUAGAAAACAUUACUUAAUGUUUAGCAUAUCAUCUGAAGUUUUUCACUUCUCUAAUUUCUCUUGUGUUCCUUUAUUUGGGGCUGGGGGGGGGAGGACAUUUUUUUCCUUCACAUAGUACCUCACAGCCUGCUCUGAAAACUGAGGGCAGGUCUACACUACAGCCAGGAUCAAUGCUCUGAGAUCAAUCCACUGGCGGUCGAUUUAGCGGGUCUAAUGAAGACCCACCAAAUCAACAGCAGAUCAUUCUCCAGUCGACCCCUGUACUCUACCCGCAACAAGAAGAGUAAGGUAAGUCGAUGGGAGAGUUUCUUCCAUUGACCCCCUGUGGCAUAGACCCCGCGGUAACUCAACCUAAGGUACAUCGACUCCAGCUACAUGUAGCUGGAGUUGCAUAAUGUAGGUCGACUUUCCAUGGUAGUGUAGACAUAGGGCUGUUUUAUGAUUUGGGGCACAUGCUAUCUCAAGCUAAGUGUCAGAUGCCCUAUACCUGGUUUCCUUGCUGAUUUUGUUUCUCUAAAGUAUUCUGUUGUAUAAGUGGUCUGUUGGGGAUGUAGUCCCAGGGUUUUUUUUUGGCCACUUGCAAGAUUUGCAUACUAAUCUUCAAAUAUGUCCAUAAAUAAAAGCCAUAGAUGUAUUCCAUCUGAAUUCUGAAUCCAAAUUAAAGGGACUAUUUCUUGUUUAAGACCCUUGAUUCUAUGUUACAGUUCUUAUUACAUGCUUUUUUAACACUAAGGUGGAGUGUGCUAUACAUUUUACAAUUUCAGCAUGUAGUAGUCAAAAUUCAGCAUACAUUUUUGAUCACUUGUAAUAUUUUGUAAGAGUGAAAUCAUGGUUAUAUGCUUGCAAAGCUAGUUACAGGAUAUACAUUGUGCCUACUGCACCUUUUCAGAGUACUUAAAUUCCUUCAGUUUUAAAGUAUCUGAUUGUACCACAACCAAUAGUGCUCAUACAACAAGGUUUUAUUAUCUGAUGUUUUAUCUGUAUGUAUAAUGUUGUGGCUUUAGUACAUACCAUUUUUGAACCGUAAACCUAUUCUGAAAUAAAAAAGGAGUCUGUACUUGGUUUAAAUACAGCGAGUUCAAAGUGUACUUCAUUUAAGUGUUUUCAUCCAUUUUCCUAAAUGUCAUUUCAAAAUGAGGAGAGGCAGCUCUGACUCCCUGCUGUUGAC